This is a messenger RNA of Colletotrichum lupini, 459 nucleotides long. RefSeq lists its product as uncharacterized. The transcript has a single exon. Bases 1 to 459 code for a protein of 152 amino acids. NCBI's taxonomy places the organism in Eukaryota, Fungi, Ascomycota, Sordariomycetes, Glomerellales, Glomerellaceae. The record is from RefSeq and is a predicted model, not a curated record.
AUGAAAGCCUUAGCCCGCAUCAACGGGCAAAGUGCCCCAACAACCAUAGCCCAGGAAGAGAAGAUUGUCAAGAAGAGCUCAUUGCAGCCGCAGCUGCUCACGACGGUGAUUCAUAUGGCCGAAGAGAUGGUCUUGGCGGAAUUCAACGGGCCUGUCCCCGUGGCGCGGAUCAAUCACUUUGCCAUCUUUGACCUGUGUGUCAAGGUCCCCAAGAACUUUGGCAAGAUCAUUGACGAGGGUGAUUUGAAGGAUGUAGUGGAGUUUAUUCCGCCCGUUGAGCUCCACGUGAUUCGUGGAAUGUCCAUGGUUGACUCUGUGCUUGACAUCAUUGUUGAAUAUUUCAAGACUUACCGCAAGAGAAAGAAGCUAUCGGAACUUAAAUGGCUGGUGCAUGCAAGGAAGGCAUUCGACGUUGUAGAUAGGGACGCAACUAUGUCGCAAUUCUUGUGGAAAGUUUGA